Lolium perenne is the source of this 564-nucleotide messenger RNA. NCBI's taxonomy places the organism in Eukaryota, Viridiplantae, Streptophyta, Magnoliopsida, Poales, Poaceae. The record is from RefSeq and is a predicted model, not a curated record.
AUGUAUCCAGAGCCAAUCGGUCCAGCUGGUGAGCGGAAACCGGUUUUGUCUUGGGAGGACUACAAGUGGUCCCCUAGUGCAGGAGUAGUAACAGCUGCGUCCAAAAUUGUGGAUGAAUUUUGGUCUCCUGCAUCAGCACCGGUUCCUCUAGAGGCACCGUUUACUGCACCUGCCCAGCAGUCUCCUGCAUCAGCACCAGCUCGUGUACCAGCCCAGGCUCCUGCACCUGCCCCAGCCAGAUCACCGAGGUCUCAGCUCAUUGUUGUGGCCACCCGUGUGGUGACCAGGACGCAUCUGAAGGCUAUGUUCAAAUUGCCUAAAAGUAUCUCCAAGGAUCUCAAUGCUGGCCGAAGGGGCAAGAUAUCCCUCGUCAUGGAGAGUGAAGGUCUCACCGUGGAGGGACGGUACUCCGUCAGUCCCACAGAUGGCCGCUUGGCUGUUACUUCCAGGUGGAAAAAGUUCAUUGAUGGUGCCAAACUUCGCAUUGGAUCAAAGUUGAAGGUCAAGAUCUUUCGAUGCCGCUGUGACAUGCUGGUCAUAAAGUUCGCGGUUGUCUAGUUCUGU